Molecule: messenger RNA, 1722 nt
Organism: Rosa chinensis
Lineage: Eukaryota; Viridiplantae; Streptophyta; Magnoliopsida; Rosales; Rosaceae
Product: serine/threonine-protein kinase RIPK
Exons: 6
Coding region: 365-1582 (405 amino acids)
Biological process (GO): protein phosphorylation
Molecular function (GO): ATP binding; protein kinase activity
Source: RefSeq, a predicted model, not a curated record
CUCCAAACUAUGCAAAAUGCCCGCAAGGCGUUGGACGAAAUUCCUCAGAGAACAUUGGCAGAGUGCUCAAGCUAGCUGAUCUCACUGGUGUGCGCUAUGCUUGUGUCGUUGAUUCGAGGCCGGCAAAUCAAAGUUUGUAUAGCCAAGAAAAGUCAAGAGUUAGGCAAGUCAUUCGCUGUACAAAUUGUAUUUGAAAAAUGGAGGGUGUUGCAGGACCCCAGAGAAUACACAUAUAUAUGUAUGGUUGGUGAGAAAAUGAAUGAUGAGGCUAGGUCUCUCAUCCUCAGCCUUCUUGGAAAUCCUACAUAAUUUCCAUCUCGUCUAGAAGACGUUGGUUAAUUUUCUGGACCGUCUCAUUCUCAAUAUGACUGCAGAGAAGAUGUCAUGGAAAUGUAUCCUCCCAGUCUGUUGUUCCAAAAGUAGUGAUGCGGAUUCCACAAGACAAGUUCAAGAUAAGCGAACCCCUUUUCUGCAGCAAAGGCUGUCCAUGUCGGAUGUAAUUAGCGAUCCCAGCUAUGCAGAUGAUCUCUCCAAUUCUUUUUCCGGCCUAAACCUCCACGUGUUUUCACUAGCGGAGCUUAAAGUUGCAACAAACAACUUUUCAUGGAGUAAUUUGCUUGGUGAAGGCGGCUUUGGACCGGUUUACAAGGGGUUUGUUGAUGACAAUCUUAGGCCUGGAAAAUUGAAGGCUCAGCCUGUAGCCGUCAAACUAUUAGACUUGGAUGGCUUUCAAGGCCAUAGGGAGUGGCUGGCAGAACUUGUUUUUCUUGGACAGCUGAGGCAUCCCAAUAUUGUUAAGCUGAUCGGAUAUUGUUGCGAAGAGGAGCAUAGGCUUUUGGUAUACGAAUACAUAGCCAGAGGAAGCUUGGAAGAUCAACUCUUCAGAAGAUAUUCUGCUGCUCUUCCAUGGUCAACCAGAAUGAAAAUCGCAGUUGGGGCGGCUAAGGGCCUAGCAUUCCUGCAUGAAGAUCAUAGGCCUGUCAUAUUCAGGGAUUUUAAAACUUCAAAUGUUCUGCUAGACUCUGAUUAUACAGCAAAACUUUCGGAUUUUGGGUUAGCAAAGGAUGGCCCAGAAGGAGAAGAAACUCAUGUGGUAACACGUAUACUAGGGACUCAAGGGUAUGCAGCCCCUGAAUACGUAAGGACAGGUCACUUAACAACCAAGAGCGAUGUGUAUAGCUUUGGAGUAGUUCUAUUAGAGCUGUUGACAGGUAAAAGGUCACUAGACAGAACCCGCCGGAGCCGUGAACAAUGCCUUGUAGAAUGGGCGAGGCCUCUGUUGAAGGACCCAAGAAAGCUUAACCGGAUCAUAGACCCGAGAUUGGAGGGACAGUAUUCCAGCAAAGGGGCUAGAAAGGCAGCUACAUUGGCUUAUACUUGCUUGAGCAACAACCCGAAGUCGAGGCCUAUGAUGACGGAUGUGGUUAUGAUCUUGGAGUCUCUUCAGGGCUUCAACGAAGCGUUAACCUAUCAACCAUUUGUUUAUGUCGCACCAAAUGAAGAAAAGGACUGCAAUGAAGAUAAGGGAAAGUACCAUUGCGGAUACACCCUAAAAGAAGCUCUCAAGACGGAAUUGAUUUGACACAUUAUCUUGGUAUAUGUGGGGAAUUUGUAAGUACUCAUAAUAGUGGUAUGCCAUUGUAUUUUCUGAACUAUAAAAUGAUGGAAAAGAAUGAAGCAUAGAUGAUAUCGUAUGGUAAUGAUUAAGAUACACUUGACUGA